AUCAAGGCGUACAUUAGCCUGCUGACCUAGCAGGCAUUCACACUUUUGUACUCAUUUACAGGCAGCCGAAAUGUCUUCAAAAAAAAAACAACCCCAGCACGAGUGCGUGGAUAGGAAAGAUUAUCUGGCCACUUGCGAUAGCGUUCCCAUUGAUCGGGAUACCUUCUGGCAGACGAACGAGGAGCUUCCGCGCAACACCACCAGCGGGCAGAGGAUACUGCGCACCACCUGGCUAAGCAAGUCGACGGCUUUUUCGCACCGCGAACAACAGCUGCUCAGCAUAAAUGGCUUGAUUCCAUUCUCAGUUUAUAGCCUGGAGCAACAGGUGCAGAUGUGCGGGCAGUACUUCGAUAAAUUCCAAACGCUCUUCCAGGAGUAUCUGUUUCUAUCCGACUUGGAGUCUCUCAACCGAAAGCUCUUCUAUAAUCUACUGAUCAGCGAUCCGGGCAAAUAUAUGUCAGUGUUCAGAAUCGCAGAGUUUCCCAGCCUGAUAAGGAACUUCAGCGUGCUCUACACGAAUAAUCGGGGCAUGUAUGUCACCAUUAAGGAUCGUGGACAUAUCUACGAUGUCCUGCGCAACUGGCCGCUGCGCCACUCCGUGCGAUAUGUGAUGGUGACCAAUGGAAACAACAUAAUGAAUUUGGGAGACGUUGGCACCAGUGGGGCUCCCGUUGUAUUUUACAAAAUGUAUGAAGACGUGGCCUUUGGCCGCAUGAAUCCCGAUUUCUGCCUGCCCCUAAUGAUGGACUUGGGCACAAACAAUCAUGAUCUGCUGCAGAACACAUUUUACAUGGGGGUGCGCGAGAGUCGCACUACUGGGCCCGAGCUGUUUGAGUUUUUCGAGGAGUUCACUUUGGCCGUCAUGCGAAUUUUCGGGCCACGUGCAGUUAUCCAAACGCAAGACUUCAGUCCGAAAGAAACACUGCAACUGCUGGACCUCUAUCAGAAGAGGAAGUGCUAUAUGGACAUAAGCGUACAGCUCUAUGGCACCUGCGGGCUCGCCGGCCUGCUGGGCGCCCUCUCGAUCACAGAGGUCAAAUUCAGGGCGAACACACUGCUCUUCUAUGGCUUGGAGAACUUCAACUUCGGCCUGGCACGCAUGUGCAUGGCGUACCUGAUGCGCCAGGGACUCGAUAGAAAUGCAGCGCAGAUGUGCAUAUGGUUCUGCGAUGCCCAUGGGCUAGUAGUGCACAAUCGUUCUCCACACAAGGUGCCCGAGGAGCUAUCGGAAUUCAGCCGCACCCAUGCGCCCAUCGACACUCUGCUGGAGGUCAUUGAGCAGAUCAAGCCGACUGUGCUGGUGGGCUGUAGUGCGCAUGCGAAUGCCUUCACCAAAGAUAUUCUGAGAGCCAUGGAGCGAAGCUGUGCUAUGCCCAUCAUAUUUGCCAUGUCCAAGCCCUUGCCAUUGGCCGAGUGCACGGCCGAAGAUGCAUUUGUCUAUACCAAGGGUCGCUGCAUUUUCAUAUCCGGCUGCGAGAUGCCGCCGGUGAAGUACGCGAACAAAUGGUAUCAGCCCAGCUUCUGCACCGAUACCUACAUACACUGCGGCAUCACUUUGGGCAUCAUUCUGUCCGGCUUGACAAAUGUACCGGACGAGCUGUUCCUGGUAGCCGCCGAACGGCUGGCCAGCUUAGUAUGGCCCACGGACAUUGUCAAGCGCAAUGUAUAUCCGCCGAAGAGCAAGAUUAACUGUGUCAAUCUGCAGAUAGCCGAAUCCGUCUUCACUUUCGCCUAUCGGCGUCGCCUGGCCACCCUCUGGCCAGAGCCGAGCAAUCCCAAAGAGUACAUAGAGAGCAUGCUCUUCAAGUCCGAGUACUCCGAUACAGUUCCCACACUCUACUGCACGGAAGAUCAGAAUAUUGGCACCUCCGAGUCGGUGAACUACUAUAAGCACAAUAUAUAGCUAGACUAUUUGCUCUGACUUUUGAUUAUCGAUUUAAUAAUUAAAUAACGCAGCUCAAAUUGCAUAUCUCGCUUUCGAAUG
Molecule: messenger RNA, 1984 nt
Organism: Drosophila hydei
Lineage: Eukaryota; Metazoa; Arthropoda; Insecta; Diptera; Drosophilidae
Product: NADP-dependent malic enzyme
Exons: 1
Coding region: 71-1903 (610 amino acids)
Biological process (GO): pyruvate metabolic process; malate metabolic process
Cellular component (GO): mitochondrion
Molecular function (GO): malate dehydrogenase (decarboxylating) (NADP+) activity; malate dehydrogenase (decarboxylating) (NAD+) activity; NAD binding
Source: RefSeq, a predicted model, not a curated record